AAACUCACACCCAAUGAGGGAAAACCCUAAUCGGGUUAGUCUGUACCUGUGAGAGAUGUGAAAUCUGUGCGUAAAUCUCAGAACAAAAGAAUGUACUCCCUUUAAAAUCCACAAACUAAUUUGUUAUUUUGAUGUUCAUUGAUGUCAUUUCACCUUUGAGAUUUUUAAAUGUCUUUCUAUUUGAACUUAAUUAAAGGUGGACAUUUAGUUCUAAAAUUAAAUAGAGAGAUCAUAAUCAGUAUUUCCUCGUUCUAAAUCUAAAUCCUAAGCUCAGUUUUUAUUAUAAAAUGUAAUAUAUUUAUGAAAGGAUGAAAUGAACUGAUUUGUAGAGCUGCCAGCUGCUCCUUUCCUUUCAAUUGGAGAAGGUUGGCUCUUUUGCGCGCCCGCGCGCGCACUGCUCGUGCGCUCUAAUUGGCGCGCGCGCUCCCUUGAGUGAGGGUAGAGGUCUGGUUGUCUCUGCAGCGCGGCUCAAAAGAAACUUGUGCAGAGAAAACUUUGACGAACACCGACAAAUGUCUGUCUGCUAGCAGGAAUCUCUGGAAGUUUAUGGUGCUCCCGAACUCUCCAAAUGUGUGACGAGGGAGAGGAAAGCGACGGCGGCGAGAGGGCGCAUCUCUCGGAGUCCCCCUCUCCGCCACUGUCAGUGAUUUUCCCCCGAGGAUCUCCUUCUUCUCCGCGGCCCUUGGACCUCUUCUCCUCCGCCUCUCCGCUGUUGGGGGACACGGACCCGCCUUAUCUCGCCUCCUCAGAGUGCCUGCACCUGUCUCCGGAGAACCUGGAGCUCGGGGUUUCCACGCGCUUCACAUCUCCAAAGUUCCGUCAGAGCACGGCGGGCGCCGGCUCUCCGCUUCGGCCGGAUUCACGGAGAGAUGUGGGAUUUGAUCACUAUGAUGUCCCCGUUCCCAAAUGGAGAGGACGAGGCGCCGAGAGCUCCGAGCGCCUUCAGCACCGCGGACAGAGACUCCAGCAGGCGCCGGAACUGCAGGACUACGGGAACCACUGCUCCACUGAGCUCAUAGACACCGAGUUCAACUCCGAAACACGACAAUCGGUGGAAGCCAUGAAUCGCCGUCACACCACGCUCAGGGAGAAGGGGCGUCGCCAGGCAGUACGGGGACCAGCCUAUAUGUUCAAUGAGCGUGGCUCCCCCCUCACUGCAGAGGAGGAGCGCUUCAUGGAUGCUGCGGAGUACGGGAACAUUCCUGUGGUGCGCAAAAUGCUGGAAGAGUCCAAAACACUGAACUUCAACUGCGUGGACUACAUGGGCCAGAAUGCUUUGCAGCUGGCAGUGGGGAAUGAGCACCUGGAGGUGACGGAGCUGCUGCUCAAGAAGGACGGUUUGGCCAGGAUUGGGGACGGCCUUCUUUUGGCCAUUUCCAAAGGUUAUGUUCGAAUCGUGGAGGCCAUCCUGGCUCAUCCGGCUUUCGGCGGGGGCAUCCGACUGGCGCUGAGCCCUCUGGAGCAGGAGAUGCGGGAUGAUGACUUCUACGCCUACGACGAGGAUGGAACACGCUUCUCGCAUGACGUCACGCCCAUCAUUUUGGCAGCUCACUGCCAGGAGUACGAAAUCGUUCACAUACUUUUGACAAAGGGGGCCCGCAUAGAGAGGCCCCAUGACUAUUUCUGCAAAUGUUUAGAAUGCGUGGACAAGCAGAAGAAAGACUCAUUCAGUCACUCGCGCUCCAGGAUGAAUGCGUAUAAAGGCUUAGCCAGUGCAGCAUACCUGUCCCUCAGCAGUGAGGACCCCGUACUCACAGCACUGGAACUCAGCAAUGAACUGGCAAGGCUGGCCAACAUAGAGACGGAGUUUAAGAACGACUACCGUAAGCUGUCCAUGCAGUGUAAAGACUUUGUAGUGGGUGUGUUGGACCUUUGUCGGGACACGGAGGAGGUUGAGGCCAUAUUGAACGGCGAUGUGGAUCAGUGCCCACCCAGCCCUUACAACCGGCCCUGCCUCAGCCGCGUCAAACUCGCCAUCAAGUACGAAGUCAAAAAGUUUGUCUCUCAUCCCAACUGCCAGCAGCAGCUGCUCACUAUCUGGUACGAGAACCUGCCAGGCCUGAGGCAGCAGUCCUUUGGUGUGAAAUGCUGGACAGUGCUGGGGGUUACAGUAGGCCUGCCCUUUCUGGCUAUUGCCUACUGGAUUAUGCCAUGCAGCAAGCUCGGCCAGAUCCUGCGAAGUCCCUUCAUGAAAUUUGUGGCUCACGCCGUUUCCUUCACCAUCUUCCUCGGCCUGCUGGUCAUCAACGCGUCUGACCGCUUUGAGGGAGUUAAGAAUCUGCCAAAUGAGACCAUCACAGACCACCCACGGCAAGUGUUCAGGGUCAAAACCACACAGUUCUCCUGGACAGAGAUGUUGAUCAUGAAAUGGGUGCUGGGGAUGAUCUGGUCAGAGUGCAAAGAGAUCUGGAGCGACGGGCCCAGAGAGUACAUCAUGCAUCUUUGGAAUGUUCUAGAUUUUGGCAUGUUGUCCAUAUUUGUGGCCUCCUUCACGGCUCGCUUCAUGGCUUUCCUGAAAGCCUCCAAAGCCCAGCAGUACGUAGACAUGCACGUCACAGACGAAGACCUCAGCAAUGCCUCUCUGCCAGACGACGUUGCCUACUUCACCUACGCCAGGAACAAGUGGCGACCCUCUGAUCCCCAGAUCAUCUCAGAGGGCCUGUACGCCAUCGCCGUGGUGCUGAGUUUCUCCCGCAUCGCCUACAUCCUGCCCGCCAACGAAAGCUUUGGCCCACUGCAGAUCUCGCUGGGGCGCACCGUCAAAGACAUCUUCAAGUUCAUGGUCAUCUUCAUCAUGGUGUUUGUGGCCUUCAUGAUUGGCAUGUUCAACCUGUACUCCUACUACCUGGGAGCCAAGUACAAUCCUGCCUUCACCACGGUGGAGGAGAGUUUCAAGACUCUCUUCUGGUCGAUAUUCGGACUGUCUGAAGUGAUCUCAGUGGUGCUAAAAUACGACCACAAGUUCAUAGAGAACAUUGGCUACGUGCUGUACGGAGUCUAUAAUGUCACCAUGGUGGUCGUUCUUCUCAACAUGCUCAUCGCCAUGAUCAACAGCUCAUACCAGGAGAUAGAAGAGGACGCUGACGUGGAGUGGAAGUUCGCCCGUGCCAAACUGUGGCUUUCCUAUUUUGAUGAGGGCCGCACCCUGCCUGCCCCCUUCAACCUGGUCCCCAGCCCCAAGUCUUUCUACUACUUAGUUCUCCGCAUCAAGUCCGGCCUCAUACGCCUCUGCAAGGCCAACGGUCGGCACCACAGUAAUGAGCUGGAGAUGGGCAAGCUCAACUCCCAGGCCAAGGAUGAACGCUUUAAGUCGCGUCCGGGAGAGGAGUUCACCCUGAGAAAGUCUAGAAAACACCCGACCCGAUAUCAGAACAUCAUGAAGCGCCUCAUUAAACGUUAUGUGCUGAAAGCUCAAGUGGACAAAGAGAGCGAUGAAGUCAAUGAGGGCGAGCUGAAGGAAAUCAAGCAAGACAUUUCCAGCCUCCGCUACGAGCUCCUGGAGGAGAAGUCCCAGGCCGCGGGAGAGCUGGCUCUGCUCAUCCAGCAACUCGGCGACAAGUUUGGCAAGAACACCACGAGACACUGACAGGUUUUGAAAACGGAGGGGACAAGAAAGACGACGUGAAAGAGGGUGAAAAAAGGAAGUGGUUGAGGAAAGUAGAGGUAUUUUUAUGAGUAUUGUGCGCAAGCGGGGUGGAAAGAAACACACAGGGGAAGCAGGAUGUUUAUGGUAAAUGACCAGAGGUGAAUGGAGGAAGUAAAGACUUCAAAUGUCCAAUUUGAUAACUUCGGAUAAGGCCUAAGUGCUUUAUAUUCACAAUGCCAGGUCAGACAAGAAUGUAUAAUGAACACUGUAGCUGAGAGUUAGCAUGAGGUUAAAUAGUCAAAGGUCAGCGAAGGUCGGCUGGAUAGGCUAUAUGUUGACAGUUCUCCUCUAAUUAAAAGCAAAGUCUGCAUGGAGGAAAAAACGGGGAGUAAGAAACAGACUCGGAGGGGGGGAUUCAAGAAUGAAGCGAUGUGACGAGGCACCACAAGGGCACAAGAGCGAUGCAGUCCCAAUGAAUGACCUACAUCCCCUGCCAGCAGACAUCAUUGAAUCUCCCGUUUGGAGGAGAGGGGGCGGCCCUGUGAGUAGACAGCAUGCAGAGCAUUUGAAGUGGGCAGGGGGGUGAAGCAGAAAUUACAGCUGUUAUUCACAGCAGAUAGACUGCCUUUUGCGUCCAUGUCCUCACUUUGUCAGAAAGGAAAGCAGUAAAGCCUGUGGAGCGAGACACACCUUCAUCUAUGAGGCUAUCUAAUUAAAGCGACUCAGCCUUUCAUGCACAACUGAUGGUAUUAAUCAGAGGGAUAAGGGGAAGCAUUUGUAUCUACUUGGAAAUAAUUAAUACCCAGAAAAAAUUAAGCAUUAUUAUAUUAUGCCCAGUGUUUUUAACUUUGUUGCUUUUGGUGAAUUUGCAGCUACAUUAGGAAGAAAAGCUUUUUAUUCAAAGAUAAAAAUAUCAUAUUUUUAUGCAAUAAAAGCUGCAAGCAAACAUUGACUAUAGAAUGCAGACACAUUAAAAUAAAUAAAAUUGUAGCAGUUUAGGCACAAUGAAUGUUUGAAAAAUAGCAUAUACGGUAUUUUCCAACCAAAACAGGAACAGGUUUAUUCAUCUCAUUUGUGAGAUGACAAAAAAGGGCAAACGUGUUAUGGAAUUAUUUCAGUUAGAAGAAAAUGUGCACUCUUCCGCAGAGAUUUGUUGGUAACAGUUCAUGGUCUUGUUUUCUCAAUGUCUUUUUAGUUUAAACGCUGCACGAGAUCUAUAGGAACUUUGCCACAAUCAUCUGACAUAUCGGUGUAUGAGGUAACUGUUAGUUGACAGUUAAAAUGCUCUAGAAAUGAACUAUUUAACAAUAAAAGAACUAUAAAAAAAUUUUUUGGUAAUGUACAAGUAUAAAAACCUGAAUUGCCAGUUGAAAUCAGUCAAAAUGACGAUGUAGCUAUAUAAUGUACUGAGAUAAGGCUGAAUUGUAGGGUCAGCCAUGAUUUCUAUUGUUUCACUGCAAACUUUUCUGAUUUUUUUUUCUUUACAUAUACAUUUUUUAGACCUAUAUUAAAUCAUAUUUUUUUUCACCAGCUAUCACAAACAGGUUGUAGUAGCAUAACAUCGGAUUUUCAUAUAUGUAAAUACAUUUACACAUGCAGUCCCUUGCAGCUAUGUCUGUCUGUCUGGUGACUAAUGCACAUCCUGGCUCUUUUCUAUAGCAAACUAAAACAGCGAUGACUUCAGGCCAUGUUCUGCAAUAUUUACACUUCACCAUCAACAUGACACAACUCUGAAAUUACAUGCAGUGAGACAAACUUAGACUAACUUCAGCAAGUCCACCAGAUUGGAGGCCAACAGCACCUUACAGCUUGCAAAGGUCACAUGUAACACAGGGGGAGGUUUGCAGUGAAGGCCGUGAAUUCAUGUGUAGCAUCGAUUUUUGCUCCAGUUGGAGUUACAGCAUGUUUAUCUCAUUUGUUUGAAGGAGAGACAGGAGUACUGGCUCAACAAACAAAAAGAAAUAAAAGAGAUGCGUUGAGUUGCUGUCAUACAAAAUCUGUUAAAUAAAGAAUCAACUGCAUUCACACUUCAAGUACUCUUCGGUCAAUGAAAGAAAACUGUUGACUUGCUGUACUUGAAUCUACAUAUUAUAAAGUCGGGACAUUAACAGAAUUAUUAUUGUCUUCUUCAAGACUGUAAGCAGUUUUUAGAAAGAUCCUUUAAAGACCAACUUCAAUGGAAAUUGUGGUUUUGCUGUUUUUAACAUGUUCUUAUAGCAUUUUCUCCUGAUGGAGGACAUAUUUAAAAUAAUUUAAGAUUAAAACUGCAUUUUUUGGUAUGUCUUUAUUUAAAUCAUGAUGGAUCAGGAGCCAGUGAAAAUCUGUGGCUUGAAAAAGCUCAGGUUUGCAAUGAAGUCUCCUUGCUUUGCUUCAAUUCUGAUGCAUCCACUUGCAGACAUAAAGAAGUUUUAACAUCUUCCUCGUUUGAGCUGCUAUCUGGCUCAAACUCAGAUGGCCACAAUAUUGCUUGUCUUUCUAUUUUUUUUUUUUUCUAAUGCUAAUGUUAGCUUGGUGUUUAUAAGGGGCUGUAAGCUAGCAGAAGAGAGUGUAAACAAAGGAAUUCUAGGCUAUCAAUGUAGAGUUACUUCUGCACCAACUGUCCUUCCCACCACCCAGAGGUGAAUUUCUGGUAAACUCCUGCCGCUCUGCAAAACAUGUGUCUCAAAAAAACAAUACAGGCUUUUUGAUUGAACUGCAUAAUCACAAUUAAAAGACCACUGGGAAUAAUUUAAACUGAUAGUUGAAAUGGGGACUUUAAUGAAAAAAAAUGUUUUCUUUUUUUCAAGGAAUAAUAUGCAGCUCUGAUGUGCAGUAUUUAAUAAAGAUUCUACAGUAUAAAUUGCAAAAACACUGAGAAAAAUUAUCUUUCCUGCCCCCUUUUUUGUAGACUUGAAGCUAAUGUGGAGUACCAACUCACAGAAGGUGAAGCUUAAAUGUCAGGAUUUCUCCUGUGUCUAUAAUAAAGUCUCUUGUGAAUUAGUGUUCAUUUUAAAUGGGUUUUUGCCCUAUUUAACUCCAAAAGUCUUUGUCAAAUUGAAGUUUUUCAAGGUAAGGCUUGUGAGCAACCAAUGCAUGUUUUAGUUUUGCUUAUUCUUUUCAGCAAUUAGCUCAGAACAGACGCUAAAUUUGGAAACUACUCUACAAAACUGAAUCUUAAGAAAGUAAAAAGGUUCUUGUUUCAAGAAAAAAGGUCUUAUAUCUGUCUUGAAAGAAAAUAAUCUUGUCAAGAAGAAAGUGUUUUUGUUUUUUAACAGCAAAAUAUUCUUAAUUUGAUAAAGCAUGUCUUAGUGCCGACAUUUUUUUUCUUAAUGAGAAUUCUAGGUAAGAACAGUUUUCUUACCUGUUGGCAGAUUUUGUUGGCUCACUUAAAUAAAAUCUGUGACUGGGGUAAAAAUUGUAUUAAGGAAAUGCUUAAUGUUUUAAAUAGCUACAGAUUUUAGGUAAGAACUGUGAGCGUAAAAUUAUUUUGCAGUAACAUUUUAAUAAUACUCAUUACAUCAAGAAACAGACAAACAGAUAGUUGCUAAUCUGGUCAGAAGAAAACGAGCUUGCUUCUGUCCUACAUUGUCUCUGGUCUUCUAUUUUUGUUUUUAUAUCUUAUUCUUAAUUAAAAUCAGUUUAAAAUGUGGAGUUUAUAAAACAUGUAUAAGCCUUUUGGAUUUUUCUGUGAUUAUGAAUAUCAAUUGAUAUUUUCUUUUACAUUCUUUCGACUAUUGUAAGUCUUCAACUGUUCACGCAAUUAACUGAUGGAUAAAGUGGAAAAAAGCAGCUUUGUGCUGUUACUCAACUUUUUAGUAAUAUUACGUAUAUUAGUGCAAAAACAGUAUGGAAAAGCUGCUUUAUUCUGCCUCAGAAUCAGCUGAUUCAUGUUGACCACCUUAAGAGUUGAGGAGUUGCAGUAGGUCAACGAGCGUAUGUUAUUUAGGUGUCACCAGCGACAGUUAAGUCAUCAAAGCCACACAAAGAAAAACUUGAGUAAGGCUAAACAUCUGUAAAAAAAACGUAAAGAUUGAUUACAGACCAGAUAAAGAUAAGUCAACUAGCUGAAGAAACCCAAACAGAGAUACUAAACAUACAAGUGCAGGAAGCAACAGAUAAGUUCCAGUCUACCUACCAAACUCAACCAGCAGCCAUGCAACUCAAGGACGAGGAGCAGGAAAACUAUCACAAAAAACAUAAACAUAAACUAGACAUGACAGUGGGGUACAGUAAAUCAUUAAAAGGGUGCGUGGUCCACUCACACACGGAAAAUCUGAAUUUCUCUCCAGGGUCUUCAGAGCACUUUGUUUUUCAUCCACUCAGAAUCAGUGUUCUCUAAUUGUACACACACUCACACAGUCUAACUGUUCUUCGGUGUGUGAGUCUGUCUUUGACACAUCAUUAAGGCUGAGAAUUGAACCCUAGCUUUUCUGGAAGCACAAAAUUCCAAUAACUACCCACUAACUUAAAGUUAAAAAAAAUAUAUAUAAAAAUAAUUUUAUCAUAACAGACUCCCUACACUGCAAAAAUGGUAACUUAAGUAAUCCUCAAAGCUCUAGAAACAGUCAAUAAAAGCAAACUAUCUUUAUAUCUGUUGAAUUUUUUUGAAAUGUUUAAACACGAUAUCUAAGCACCACAUCCAAACAGCACAAGCACUAAUGUUUAGCAUGUUGCCAUUAAGGGAUAUAACCAUCAAAAUAUGACAAUUGAAUAUUAGCUAAUACAUUUAAACAGUAAUGUAUAUUUCUAUCUUUGCUAAAAUGAUUUGCACUGCAUUAACUUACACACAACCUUCAGUAAGUUAAACUCCUAGUGCACAUAAGAGAAGUUAAGAGAAAUAUUGUUUAAUUCAUAACUUUGCUUCAGCUUGAACAGAUUUAAUUUAUUUUUAAAAGAUAAUAAUUGUUCUUAUUAUUGUACUUUGGGAUUACCCAGGCAGAUCUGUCAAUAUUCACAUUUUUUGGUAAAAAAGAAAUGUUUGGAAACAAUUUUCUACACUCUGCAAAAGUGAUAGAGAUUCCUGUCAAAUCUUUUAAAGGUAAAAUAUCUUUCAUGGUUACUUUUUUUACAGCUAUUGUAACUGAAACUUCAAAAAAUAUUGUUUAUGGUCUUUUUUCAUAUAAGGUUUGAUUUUAUGCUACUGCUAUUUCUAUUGGCUUAAUUCAUGUUACUCCUAAGAGUUUUGGCUUUUGUUUCUCAAAGCAGAAAUUAGAAAAAGGUUUCAUCAUUUUCUGAAAAAACUGCAUUUUUUGAUCCAGACUGUAGACAUGAAAUGUUGAAUAAACAAAAUCUUCUUCUGUAAAUUGUCCUAUUUUUGAUCCUUGAAUUAAACAGAUAACUCUAAAAA
Oryzias melastigma (Indian medaka) is the source of this 8912-nucleotide messenger RNA. Its product is annotated as short transient receptor potential channel 7. NCBI's taxonomy places the organism in Eukaryota, Metazoa, Chordata, Actinopteri, Beloniformes, Adrianichthyidae. Gene Ontology annotation, molecular function: store-operated calcium channel activity; protein binding; inositol 1,4,5 trisphosphate binding. Gene Ontology annotation, biological process: manganese ion transport; calcium ion transmembrane transport; regulation of cytosolic calcium ion concentration. Bases 569 to 3586 code for a protein of 1005 amino acids. The record is from RefSeq and is a predicted model, not a curated record. The transcript is spliced from 12 exons. Gene Ontology annotation, cellular component: cation channel complex; membrane.